GGUUACUCUCAAGUUAGUUUGUAACUAAUAACAUCCGACUGUGCUGUGGCAGAAAGGUCGCGCUUGGCUGUGUCGUUGUGGAGGGAAUUUGUGAUUAUUUCCCGGGAAUCAUCCUACCGGCUCCCAGCGUUCAUUUAAACAGAAACUCAUUUUGAACGGUACUCACAAGGUUAGUUAGUAAGAACCAUUGGCAACUCGUUAUCACCCCAGUCUUCAAGGAAAUAUUAGACCUAAUUGUGUCUUUUAGGACGGUUAACUAUCCACACUAGGUGGUGAGCGGUGGGCAUGGCAACAGGGGGAACUCCAUUUGAUGACUGCUCAGAGCAAGAGCUCCACAACUGGACGGUAACAAACAGCAGCCUGGAGGACAGGCUCAACAACAUGGACUGGGGCGUCCAGCAGAAGAGGGCCAACCGGUCCUCCGAGAAAAACAGGAAGAAGUUCUCCGGCAUGGCCGAGACGGCGCGGCUGACUAACGACAUCUCGCCGGAGUCCACCCCUGGGGCCGGGCGGCGAAGGGCACGAACCCCUCACUCCUUCCCCCACAUCAAGUACACCACCCAGAUGUCUGUACCGGACCAGGCUGAGCUGGACCGGCUACGGCAGAGGAUCAACUUCACCGACCUGGACGAGAGGAGCAUCGGUAGUGACUCCCAGGGCCGUGUUACAGCCGCCAACAACCAGAGGCAGCUGGCAGAGAACAAGAAGCCUUUCAACUUCCUGCCGUUGCACGUCAACACCAACAAGAGACAGGACAAGCUUCUCCUGCCCUCUUCCUCGGCCCCUGCCACCCCCGCGGUGGCUAAGAAGCAGAGCCUCAGCUUCAGGGGAACCCUGACCCUGGCUAAAGAGACGCCUGGUCGGGACCGUGGGCCGGAGAGAGGGCCCCCCAGGGAGGAUGGGCGUGAAGGGCCUGGUAUUGACAGCAGCCAGGUGGUGAGCAAGCUGGUGCAGAUCCGGGAGUACAUCAGCAAGGCCAGCUCCAUGAGGGACGACCUGGUGGAGAAGGAAGACGUGCCGGCCAACGUGGAGCGCCUGUCUCACCUCAUCUGCCACCUCAAGGAGCAGGAGAAGUCCUACCUGCGCUUCCUGCAGAAGAUGCUGGCCAGGGAGAACCAGGAGGACGAGGAGGGGACGCUGGACUCAGCCGUGGGCUCAGGCUCCGUGGCAGAGAGCACCUCCCUCAACAUUGAGGUGCGAUCCUCCGACGUGUCCAACGCCACUGGCGGCGGUGCGUCCAGCCGGGGCGAGCAGAAGGAGGAGCUGGAGAACCUGCGCAAGCAGCACGAGCUGCUGAAGAAGAUGCUGGAACAGCAGGAGCAGCUGAGGGCCCUGCAGGGCCGCCAGGCCGCGCUGCUCACCAUGCAGCACAGCGCAGAGCACGCCAUCGCUGCCAUGGACGACGCAGCAGUGGUGACGGAGACCACGGGCAGCGUGUCGGGCCUGAGCAUCACCUCGGAGCUCAACGACGAGCUCAACGACCUCAUCCAGAGGUUCCACAACCAGCUCCACGACACCCAGACCAAGGCAGUCCCAGACAACCGUCGCCAGGCCGAAAGCCUCUCCCUGUCCAGGGAAGUGUCUCGGUCGCGGGCCUCCCAGCCUCCCCCUCCUCCCUCGUCCCGCGCCUCCCUCCUCUCCUCCUCCCCCCUCACCACCUCCUCCCUGCCCCACGGCUCCGCGGCCAGCGCCAAGCUCACCAAGCUGCAGGAGCUGCAGGACAAGAAGCAGACCAUGGACAAGAUCCUGCAGGAGCUGCACUCUCUCCGGGACCAGACGCUCAACAACAACUCCUGUCGAGGCCUUCCCGUGCCCAGCCAGCGCAGCCUGAGUGUGGCUGCGGGCUCGACACCCCGCCCCUCUGCUCUCUGCUCCAACGGGAGCUCCGCCUCCUUCCACAGCUCACACCAGGACACCUCCAACUCUGCAGACAAACUCAGAAAGCUGAAGGAGGUUCACAAGCGUCUGAACGAGCUGCGGGAGCUGGUGCAGUACUACGAGCAGACGUCCGACAUGAUGGUGGACACCGUCAACGAGAACGUGAAGGAGGAGGACGAGGAGGACGAGACUGAAGACGGCUCCAUGUUCGAGGCCAUGUUCGACUCGGAGCAGGAGAACCGGCCGCCCGUCACCAACAUCAGAAACCCUCAGCACAGCGGGAACUGGACCGACAUGAACAGCCUGACCGACGGACGAGGAGGAGGAGGGAGAGUAAGAGGAGGGACCAACAACCGCGACGGCAGACUGAACACGGAGUGCGAGAUCAAUAACCGCUCUGCUGCUAACCUCCGAAGCCUCAACAUCCCCUCUGUCAUAGAGUGCCAGUACAACCAAGACCAUCCCAAGGACGACAACGAGGAGGAAGAGGACGAGGAGGGUCUGGAGGAGGGGGCACGUGGAGGCAGGCGGAGGGGGCGGCCCAGUGACGGGUCUGGCUCCAGCCGCAGGAGCAGCCUGGCUGGGGACGACGCCGACUUUGCCCAGAAGGUCCACCGCCUGCAGACGGCCAAGCAGAAGCUACGACAGCUGCAGGAGCUGGUGGCCAUGGUGCAGAGUGAUGACACGGACGCCACCACAGCCAAUGAGGACGAGGCGCUGCACCAGCAACCCAACAACACCAGACACACAGCACCUGGGGGAGGGGGGGGCGGGGGACCCAAGACGCCCCGAGAGGUCAGCCUGUCUGACAAAGCUAGGGAGAAGUUGUACGAGGAGAAGCUGCGUCAGCAGCAGCAGGAGCUCAAGCAGCUCCACGAGGAGCGCCAGAGACUGCUGGAGAUCCAGGGCAAGAUCCAGGACCUGCAGUGGGCUUGCCCCGACCUGCAGUCAUCCAUGUCCAGCACGAUGAGUCAGCAGGGCCCUGUGAUGAGGAACCUCCCAGGAGCGUCCUCCACCCCCACGCUGCAGCCCAGUGGCACCACCCCCAAAGCCAACGCUGCCACGCUCAAGCCCACGGCCGAGGCUGCCAGCGCCUCAGUCACAGACAACGAGCAGCUGUGGUCGGAGAUGCGUCGCCACCAGAUCCUGCGUGAGGAGCUGCGUCAGCGCAGGAAGCACCUGGAGGCUCUGAUGGCCGAGCACCAGCGCCGCAGCAGCGGCCCCGAGCUCCAGGCCGCCUCCCAGGCCCUCAGCAGGGACGAGAGAACCAUGGCAACCUGGGGUGGCUCCACCCCCUGCCAGCUGGACGAGGAUGAGGACGGCUACACGUCCGAGAUUGGAGCUGAAGAAGAAGAAGAAGAGGAGGAGGAUGAGGAAGAGGUGGAGGGGGCUGAGAGUAGCUCCAGCGAUGACGUCCAUAUCUACUCUAACAGCUGGAACCAACGCAGCCACAGCACCAGGAAGAACAUGACCAGCAACCUGAAGCCUCCUCAGCCGUUCUCCGACAGCACGGGCCGUCCGUCUCCGAGGGCCAGAGCCAGGGCCAAGCAGCAGCUCCAGGCCCAGGGCCUCCAGCAGCCAGCAGCAGCAGGACCAGCAGCAGGAGGAGGAGGAGGAGGGCCAGGGAGCUCUAGGCGCCAGGAGAACCUGCGCUGGGCCUCAGAGCUCUCCUUCUCUGAGGGCUCGCGCCACUGGCAGGAGCAGGUCACCCAGCUGCAAAGACAACUGGACUUCAGCACCAGCAUGUGUCAGACACUGCUGCAAGACCAGCAGACGCUGUCCUACAUGCUGCAGACCCUGCUGACGGGCCAGUACAGCGUGCUGCCCAACAACCUGGCCUCUCCCCAGGUCCACCUGGUCAUGCACCAGCUCAACCACUGCUACAGUCAGCUGGCCUGGCAGCAGAGCAACGUCCAGAGGCUGAAGCAGGUCCUGAGUGAGCUCAUCCAGCAGCAGCAGCAGCAGCCUGUGUCGUCAGGUCAGCAGGCCCAGGCCUCCCCCCAGGCCUCUCCCCAGACCUCCUCCCAGGAUUGUCCUCCUCCCCCCUCCAGCUCCCCCAGCCUCUUCCUGCCCUUCGCCUCCCUGGCGCCGCCUCCCUCCUCGGGAAACGCAUUCUACCUGCCUGGUCUGGCCCCCGCCUUCUCCCCCCUGCCCGUCGGGUUUAACUUGAACCCCCUCUUCCCAUCCGUGACUGGGGACUUCCCUCAAGCUGAGGGUGCUCAGGCCAGCCCUGACCAGGUGCACCUCCAGCUGGACCCCAACACCUCAGCCAGGACCGAGUACAUGAGCUUCCCCCCUCCCCUGCAACGCUCGCCACUAAACACCUCCACAGAGAAAAGGCCUGCGAGCCAGAGAGAACCUGGCUGGCUCAACACCUCCCUCCCAGCCAACACCACCACCCUCCACAACCACCACCCUCCAGCCAACAAUACCUCCAUCCACAACCGGCUGCAACCCCAGGACUCGCCCUCCCUUUCCCACCCCCGCCCCAUGGGCUUCGACCCCCAGGGCUCCCAGGAGAGCUUCAGCAGCCUCGCGGACCCUGUCGACCCCACCACCGUCACCAAGACCUUCAGGGCGGGACGCAAGGCCUCGGCCCAGGCCAGCCUGGCAUCCAGGGACAAGACGCCAACCUCCAAGGGCCGCCGGCGCAGGAGCAAGGGACAGCCCAAGAACACAGGGCGAGAGAGUGACAGUGUGUCCAGCGCUGCAGACGUGGUCCAGCAGAGGGCGCUGAAGCCCCGUCCCAGGGACCUCAACCAGAACCUGCUGGACAGACUGACGCAGGAAAAGCUGGACAGCAAGACCAAACCUGGCAACAAGCCCAACGACCUCUCGUCAGCCUAUGCUUGGAGAACACCCUUCCUGUCUAACAGAAUAGCAUGUACUGAAGCACCAGAUGCCAGCAGUGAGUUCUCCCUGUUUGAGGCCCUGAGGGAGACCAUCUACUCUGAGGUGGCCACGCUCAUCUCCCAAAACGAGGCCCGACCCCACUUCCUUAUUGAGCUGUUCCAUGAACUGCAGCUGCUCAAUACCGACUACCUGCGCCAGAGGGCGCUCUACUCCCUGCAGGACAUUGUGACCAGGCACCUGACGGAGAAGAGCGCGGCCAAGGACCAGGCCUCGUCCCUGGGACCCGCGGCCUGGGCUGGGGGCUCCCAGUCGGAGCUCACGCCCAGCGAGAGUCUGGCCACCAGUGAUGCGGAGGGCUCAGAGAAGAACGUGAGGAUCAAGCCGGAGUCCAACCGGAGGAGGAAUGUGGGAGACCGUGUGGACGACGAUGACAGCAGCAUGUCCACCUCCUCCAACCUGGAGCCUUUUGCCAACGAUGACCUAGGUAACACGGUGAUUCACUUAGACAAAGCUCUGGCCAGAAUGAGAGAGUACGACCGCAUGAAGUCUGAGUUUAACCCCUGCAACGCCCCUGCUACUACUAUCACUAAUGCAGCCGCUGCCUAUGGCCCAGAGGCCUGUAGGGCUGAGCGUACUCCUGCUAGCGCUGCUCAGCUUCUAGAAGGGGCGGGCGACGUGCGCUGCCCCCAGAUUGAUACCCAGCAGCUGGACCGACAGAUCAAGGCCAUCAUGACGGAGGUCAUCCCCUUCCUCAAGGAGCACAUGGAGGAGGUGUGCUCUCUCCAGCUUCUGCAGGCUGUGAGGCGCAUGGUCCUCACCCUCACCCAGCAGAACGACGAGAGCAAGGAGUUUGUACGCUUCUUCCACCGCCAGCUGGGAGGCAUCUUGCAGGACUCCUUGGGUAAGUUUGCGGGACGUACCCUGAAGGACUGUGGCGAGGACCUGCUGGUGGAGAUCUCUGAGAUCCUGUUCAACGAGCUGGCCUUCUUCAGGCUCAUGCAGGACCUGGACAGUAACGGAGGUGGCCCCAUGGGGGGGGGCAGACACAGACCCAAGAAGAUAGCCGAGCAGAACAACACCAAACACUUCCACCCACCUGAGGAAAAAGAGACAACCGGUGAAGAGUGUGCUACCCCCGUGUAUCUGGACGAGGACAAGGACCAGGACGAGUCAGAGGUGAGCGGCCGGUCUCUCCUGGCAGAGAGGGCCCAGCAGGGGGAGGUGAGCGAGAGCAGCGCGGCCUCAGAGGAAGAAGAAGAAGAUGGAAAGGGACUCCCCCUUUCUAUUAGCCUGUCCAAGGCAGAGACCCAGGCUCUGACUAACUACGGGAGCGGAGAGGAUGAGAAUGAGGUGGAGGAGAUGGAGGAGUUUGAGGCCGGCCCUGUAGACGUCCAGACCUCUCUGCAGGCCAGCCACGACGCACUGGCAGAGACGCAGAUGGUGAAUGGACAAACACCUAAUGGCGUCAGGGAGACAAAGUCAGACCAGGAGAGCUCAGAAAGUAAUGACGUGAAGAGCAGCAAGUCAGAGUCCAUAGAAGUGGUGGACUCUCCAGAGGAGGAGCGGGUGGAGGCUGGUGCUGAGGCCCAGCGCCAGGGCCCUGAGGGGGGGAGCCCCGGCCAUGGGGGUGCUCCAACCUCCAUGACCAAGCAGCCCUCACACUCCAGCGGCAGCAGCAGCAGCAGUCCCAACACUGAGUCACCUGUCAUGGUCAACGCAGAUGAGGUGGGGUCUGGAAACACCAGUCAGAAAUCUGAUGAGGACGACUUUGUCAAAGUGGAGGACCUGCCUUUACAGCUUACCGUUGUGUGUGAGGAGCAGCUUCAGAAGAGGAUGGUGGAGGAACAGCAGAGCAACAACCUGUCAGCAGAGAUCCUCAAUGGUAAUACAGACACACUGACCAGCCUCGUGGGCAGCGAACUGGCCCUCAAAGAACCAGAAACAGUUGGUGCACAAAGUGCAUGAAAGCACUACCGCUUUUGACUACUAUGGAAACACUAAGCUGGCAUAAUUCCUGCACCCUAAAUUCCAUAUUCUUGAAACCUAGCUUGAAACAUCAGAACAACUUUGUUUCCUUUUUUUCUGAAUGUGUCGUUAUUUGUUGCUGGUUUGGGAUUUGUGGGAAGGUUAUGGUUGGGUUGGGGCUGGCUUUAUGCUGUGUUAUGGAUAACAUUUUUCAACGUUUUGUUUGAACCGUUAGUUUUGCAACUUGUUGAGAAUUGCCUUAGUCCUGUCUAGGGGAUAUUUAAUGAUCAGUUUGAAACAUUGUCAUUUUAAUCAUUUUAUAUUUGGUGUCUCAGCCUUAUUUCAUCAAACCAGUUGCAGAAACCCGUACCCACAUGUUGCUCCACGUGACCCCUAAACUUUGAGAACUAGAGGAAGCAUGUAGUCCAUGUACAGAACAUUGCAGGAAGAUCGCAGCUGAGUACAUGCAUCUGGAGCUUGUUGGGGAAAAUGUAUGCACUCUUUUUUUUCUUUUUCAAAUCUUCUUUUUACCUUUUAAAGCCAUGAUGAUUUCCAUAUAAUAAAAUUGUUGACUACUGUAUGAAGUUUAAAAAAAAUAAAAACAAUGAAACUUUU
Molecule: messenger RNA, 7311 nt
Organism: Hypomesus transpacificus
Lineage: Eukaryota; Metazoa; Chordata; Actinopteri; Osmeriformes; Osmeridae
Gene: pcm1
Product: pericentriolar material 1
Exons: 39
Coding region: 286-6696 (2136 amino acids)
Biological process (GO): intraciliary transport involved in cilium assembly; microtubule anchoring at centrosome; centrosome cycle
Cellular component (GO): centriole; centriolar satellite; centrosome
Source: RefSeq, a predicted model, not a curated record